Molecule: messenger RNA, 1418 nt
Organism: Paramuricea clavata
Lineage: Eukaryota; Metazoa; Cnidaria; Anthozoa; Malacalcyonacea; Plexauridae
Source: the annotation of a GenBank genome assembly
AUGCACGAGGAAACCCGAACACAAGCUAAAGAGAUGGAGAAGAAAGUAAAUUCAGACGAAACAAUCAAACGAGUCCAAAAUUAUCGACGACAGCGACCUUCGUCUCAGAUUUUCCGUGAACAAAGCUCAUCACCGACCCGUGAAAAAACGACAAAUCCUUGCAACCGUUGUGGAUAUGACCGGGCUCACAAACAAUGUCCAGUAAUAGGAUCUCUUUGCAAUGCAUGUGGCAAACGUAACCACUACGCCAAAGUAUGUCGAUCGAAGCCCGCAGAAAGAUUUUCAAAUGGCAGACGACAACGACAAUUCGAAGGCAAAGACACAAGAAACACACAACAAUCGACAUCGGGAGAAAGAAAUCGGAGAGACAGGAAAAUGUCAGAAACUAAAAAUGUCAAGCAUGUUACCUACAAUAGAGAUCGAAGCCCGACGAGUACCGAAACACAGAAUAGGAAGUUAUACCAGAAGCGUAACUCUAGUCCUUUCCCUUAUUGUUUGACGUCCACGAAAAUUUUAACUCGCUCACGUCAGGCCACGCCAUCCUGGCUAGUACAGCCGGAAGUUUUUAUCAGGAUUUGGUAGGUACAAAGUGCCGGUUGUACUAGCCAGGAUGGCGUGUUGAUGACGAAUCGCUUGUAAAAACGCGGACAAAUAUUUGCUCGAGUUACGCUUCUGGUAUAACUUCCUAUUCUGUGACCGAAAGCAGCACAUCAAGUGACAGCGACUUGGUAAACCACUUAAAGAUACACAGGACAGGUGAUGAAACGACUUUAUCCUGUGUUGUUUACAUAAAUGGUCAUAAAACACUCGUUGAACCAGACACAGGUUCAGACUCUAACAUUAUGGAUGAAAUACAACUUCAAGAGCUGAAAACCAAGUCACCAGAGAUACAACUAUACGAGUCGAAAGUAAAGCUAAAUACGCUGAAAGAGAAGCUGCCAGUUAAAGGCGAAUGCAUUGUGGCCAUUGAAAACGAGACACGCAUAGCACAAGCACCAAUGGUUAUCAUUAAAGGGAAUAUCAACUCCUUACCUUUACUUGGACGAACAACCCUAGAAGAAUUGGGCAUGGUGAAAAUUGAUGAAACAGGACGACUUAGAGAACCGAACAAACCCAGUAGUACUUGCAAUAUUCGGAAACUACAAGAAACACAGUCCAGUGUUGACGAGCUACUCAAACCAUAUCAAGAUCUAUUUCAUGGAAUUGGCAGAGCGACCCGCAAUGGAGAGGAGAUUCAGCUACAUUUACCAAUGGAUGAAGAGGCUGAACCAGUUGCACAAAAACCAGGACGAAUUGCAUAUCACCUAAUGGAACCUCUCCAGAAACGACUCCAAGGAUUUGUGGAACAAGACAUCAUGGAGAAAGUUCCUGAUCAAGAACCUAGUAACAUGGUGUUCUCCUAUGGUUGUACAACCUAA